Dentiscutata erythropus is the source of this 2919-nucleotide messenger RNA. The record is from the annotation of a GenBank genome assembly. NCBI's taxonomy places the organism in Eukaryota, Fungi, Glomeromycota, Glomeromycetes, Diversisporales, Gigasporaceae.
AUGAGUAGACCUGAUGCUGGUACUCAACUUGGUAGAGCUGCUGCUUUUGGUAUUCUUUGUAGAAUAUUUUGUUUACCUCAGAAACGUGAAAAAUUUUUACGAAAUUAUGUUACGCAAUUUUACCUUGCUUUAAUAGAAGGUUUACGUGUUGAUAGUUGUUUACCUACUAUAUUAAUAAAUACAGCUUCACUUUUCGCUACUGAUUUAGAAGGUGUAAGAAUGAUGGUACCUGAUUUUGUCGUUGGAAUUAGAAUGGUUUUACCAAAAUUGGCUCCAGGAUUUAAAAUUGAUGUACCAUUAGAAGAUUUAAGACUUGCAGCUAUAAGAGUUGCUAGUACUAUUAUGUGUUUACCAAAUCAUUUUGAAAAAGUACCUAUGAGAGAGAAUUGGAAUUUUGGAAUGCAUCAAAAUGGGGAUAAGCUUGUCAGUAACGAUGAUGAAAUUAUGGUUAACGAACUUAUGCGUGUGCUAUAUUCUGAAGAUGAGGGUGAUAUAUCUAAAAAAGAAAAGAAACCUGAACCUUUUACGGCUUUAAAGUUUUACAUACUGGAACUUCUCCUUAAAUCAUUAAAAACGGAAAAAUCAAAUUAUAAUCUUCGAUAUCUUCUUCAUUUAAUAAAUGUUUACGUGGUUGAAGAUGUAGCGUUUUGUCCUGGAUUAGUUAGUCUCGUAGUAAAAUCUAUUCAAGAAAAGGUUUUGACUAUGAAUCUUCCUUCUGAUGUAACUUUAUAUGCCUUUGACGUUCUUAAGGACUUUGUUGGAUUGUAUGAAUAUGUCCAACGGGACAGCAAGAAUUGUGCUAGAGAAUUGGUUUUGGAAUUUUGCCGUUAUAUUGAUACGAUGCUUUCAGGUGCAUAUGGUGGAUUGUCGAUAACAUUUAAUUUAGUCGAAAAAGCUUAUGAUUGUAUGAUGCGUUGGAUACUAAUCGGUCAAUGGAUAGUUGGUGAUCGUGAUUGUCAUGAAGCUGUGAUAUCAACAAUUAGUAAAGGCAUUUCAAUAAUUCCAAAUAAUGAUGAUGAAAAUGCACAUCAAAGUUCUCCUGCUGAUAAGAAAAAGAAUCGCAAAGAUCCAAUUCCUAAUAAACUUUUUGCUACACGAGGUAAUAAAAUGUCUACAACUAGUAGCGAAAGCGCAUUACAUGCUGGUGGUCAAAAUCGUUAUGGGAAAAAGGGAGAAAUGGCUGUUAAACUUGCUGCCGAAAUCGCAAUGUCCCAAUUUGUAAAUCAUUUAGGAAAUUUCCCUGCAUGGAGUGAUCAUAUUGGACCAAGCAGAAUCUCAACUCUUUUCAAUGAUGACUUGUUACUUGCAAAAGCACGGAUCGCAGAUUCGAAUGCAAGAUCCAUUCCUGAAUUGGUUCGAUAUUUUUUAAUUGAUGGUCGAGUUGUGAUAGGUUUUGUGGAAAUACCAAAGCAUCCAUUAUGGAUAAUUAAUAAAGAUUCACAUUCUUUGGCUGCAUCUGACAAUUUUGAAACACCCGUUGAGGCAGGAACUCCUGUUUCAUCCCCGGGAACUCCAAAGGCUCCAACACCACAAAUAUAUACUCAAAAAGAAUUGGAUGAAAUCGAAGACUGUCCAUCUGUCAUUAUAGUUAUGCGGGAUAGUACUGGAAGAUACUCAUGGGAAUCACACAUGUGUUAUAAACCAUCUAUUGGAGACAAUAGCAAAAUUCGUCCUCUAUCACCGGAAAUUGAUAAAGAAUUUCAUGAGCCAACGUUAUUAUCUCCUUUACAAUCAAUUCCAAUUUUACGAACAGAAACACCUCCGCACUUUCUUUAUGAUCAACAAGGAACUAAAGAUCAAUCUUUUAUUCAACGGGUUGUUUGUUUUAACGAUGAUCAAAUACCUACCGUCGAUAACAUUUUUGAAGCUGGAUGUGAUAGCUGGAAAGCUUAUUGUGGAGUCAAAAAAUUAACGCAGAGACAAAAGGAAAUUGAAGAACAAGCUUUUGAAGAAAGGAGGCACGUCAAGUUUGACCAUCAAAGUUAUAAAGCCACCCCUGCUACCUCGAACUCUAAUCUCGAAAGCCCACAAGUGUUUCGGUUAUUUAUGUCUCAUAUGGGCUUGAUAUCUUUAGAAAAUAGACAUCGUGUAAUACCAUUGCAAAUAUCCGAGAAGCUUAUCAGUGAUCUUGAAAGAUUGGAUUUAUUAAAUGAGCGUAACUGCCUUAGUGUAUCAGUUUACUAUAUCCAAUCAGAAGCUGAUGAUUUUGACCAUAUAAUAAAUCCACCUUCCAUAAGUGAAGAUUUUGAAAGAUUUUUAAACAGCUUAGGGUGGCCGGUUUCGUUAGACACACAUUCAGGCUACAAAGCAAAAUUAGAUUCAUCAAUCUGUAAAGUGGCUCCAUACUUUGCAGACAGAUCAGUUGAAGUUAUAUUCAAUGUUCCAUACCUUAUUAAAACACCGAGCACAGAUUCAUCAUCGAAUUCAUUAUCAAACUUUUUCAAAAACAUUUUUGCUGAUGAUUUAGUUUGCAUAGUAUGGAUUGAUGACGUUUUAUCAAUGCACAGUGCACCAUCAAAAAUUGGUCAACCUGCAUUUGUGUACAUAUUUGUACAUCCAUUACAAAACGCGACAGGACUAUAUUGGAUAAGAAUAAUUACACCCGCCGUACCGUAUUCAAGCUCUACUGGUAUUGGAUCUGGGCUUAAUAACGAAAAGAAAGCAGGAAAAGCAAGAGUCAAUUGGAAUACCGAUGCAUCAAAAUUAAAUGAAAAUCACCUGACGUUUGGCCCAUUAGUUGAUGGUAUGAUAGUGAGCCGACAUACUAUUGGCUCACUUGUACGGAAUACUGCUAUAUCAGCUCAUGAUGCAUGUCGGAAUCUUACAGAGACUCGGAUAAGGCAACCAUAUGCCGUGAGACGACAAUUCAUAGAUGAAAUGUAUAAUAAAUAUAAAACUAGUCUACCAAUAACAGAGUGA